UUGUUUGUGCUUGACCUUAAAUACAAGAAUAUUUAAAUGGUUUUCUCUGUUUAGUUAUGGAUGAUUUUUCAUUGUCAGUGGAAAAUUAUCGUCUAACUAGCUGCGUCAAUGGACAGAUAUUGUAUGUGAAUAAAGUUUUGAUGGGAGAUAGAUUGGGAAGUAGCAUCUAUAACUAUGUUAAAAUUAGUUGGUAAAUACUUUAAUACCUGGAGAUUAAUAAUUUAUACGGUCUUUGACUGUCUUCAAGAGUUGGAAUUUUAGAAUCUUGAAUUCGUGAGGAGAAAAACUGUUGGAAUCUAUUUAUACAAAAGAUAAAGUGUGCACUCUUGAAUGAUUGUAUGGUAAUGUCUGUGUUUUCUUUGUUUGACUUGUUAAUGGUGUAUAUAUCAUAUAAUUCCCAUUUAUAUGUAACUUGAUGUUGGAUGAAGAAGGCUCACAGAGCAGGAUUGGUGUAAUUGUGGAUCUUUUGCUAUCUUUCUUGUUACCUUGCUCCUUCACAAGCACUUUUUGUAUGUUUACGUAUUUUCAGCUGCAUGUUGACAGUUAAUUCUGGAAGGAAAAAGAGUGGUGUUGACUUUGAAGCAUUGAAGCGAUUUGGAUACAGAGGUGGACUAUCAGUUCUAAAAGUGCCCCCACCAAAAGAAGAUGAGAAACAAGAUUGGUCUUGGUCUACUGGCAGAGAACAUUGUGAAGUUAAGAAAUAUGAGGAAUCCUCUGAAGAACAACAUAAAACAAGAGCUGGAGUGCUGGAUGAAGCGCAGCUGACAAAUGUACAAACUCAGAAAGAGGAGAAGAAGAAUCUUUCUUUUUCCCAGAAGGAGAAGAGGAAAAGAGAGCUUGGUCAGGCUAGUAGGGGGAAGAGUUAUGUGGAAGAAGAGAAGAGGUUGUUAAGAGAAAGUGGUAUUUAUUCUGGGUUUGACACAUGAUCCAAUGCUUACAAACAUAUUUCCGUAGAAUAUAAUGCGUGCAAUAGCCUUAUCAUGAAGAACCUUUAUUGCUGUAAAAAAUUGUGCUGUAACCUGUAAUUCACAGUUCUGAGGAUUAUGACUUUCACUACAAAUGUGUUGCAUUGCACAGAUGUUAAAUGAGUGACCAUGAAACUAGAAACUAUAAA
Pistacia vera is the source of this 1114-nucleotide messenger RNA. RefSeq lists its product as uncharacterized. The coding region runs from base 534 to 926 and encodes 130 amino acids. The record is from RefSeq and is a predicted model, not a curated record. NCBI's taxonomy places the organism in Eukaryota, Viridiplantae, Streptophyta, Magnoliopsida, Sapindales, Anacardiaceae. The transcript has a single exon.